CCAGCACUGACAAUACCACAACGACACAGCCGUCCAGAACAACAGCGGGUUAUCGCCAUCCCAGUACAUAUUCAUUUGCUGUGUCUAUCCCCCAAUAUCACAUCUUGACCAUCAUCACAAGUCCUCCCGCGCUGGGAGACAAACCGUAAAUAUGGCAGACGACCAGGUCGAGCAGCUGCUUCGUCAGUGCAAAAUCUGCAUCGUUUGCUCCAAGGAGCUUAACGAAGACUCUGCUAUGCAGUUGGAUAUCCUGAUCAAAGAUCAUGGGGGCGAGGUUGCCAUACACAAAGCGCCCGCGCCAUUUCCUCCCAUCCAUGAAUUCACACACAUAAUCUCAUCCACAGCGGAUUUCCCAGCCUAUCAAUCUGCCUGCGAUGCACUGAUUCCAGUAGUCAAGCCUCAGUGGUUACAGACAUCCAUCGCAAGACACAAACUCGCCAAUCCGCGCCAGUUCAAUCCGGACCCCAGAUUUUUUUUCAGUGAUGUCGUCGUAACGUGCGGCGAUAUCCCAGAAGGCGAUAAAGAUGCCAUUAUUGGCGGUGUCAUAGCAAUGGGUGGACUAUAUUCGCCAAGAGUGACCUCUCAAGUGACGCAUUUGGUUGAUCUCAGCAUGGACUCGGACAAAGCAAAGACGAUUGUCGCCAAAAAACUAGGGACAAAGAUUGUACUCCCUCAUUGGUUUGAUGAUUGUUUGAAACUUGGACGAAGAAUCGACGAAAGACCAUACACUCUUCCAAACCCUGAAAUUCUUCGUGCUAGUCCCAACGCGCCGAUCCGAAAGGCCGAAAACGCAGAUAUUGUGGGCGCUUCCACGUCAAACCCCACUACAUUACCUACCACCAAAGACCAGAAUCGCAACCUGAAUGUCUUGGAAGGCAAGAAUGUCAUGCUUGCGUCUAACCUCGGCAUUGGGUCUCAUUUACUCGCAUCUAUUGAGGAUUUGAUCCACCAAGCGAAUGGCGUUGUCACUAAGGACUUGACUAAAGCAAAUAUGCUCAUUUGUCGAUAUCGAGAGGGUUUCGAAUAUCGCACAGCGUCGCGAUGGAACAAAGACGUCGGGAAUUUAUCGUGGCUCUAUCAUCUCAUCACGCACAAUGCUUGGACAUCUCCCCUACGGCGGCUUCUACAUUACCCUAUUCAUCGCGAUGGUAUUCCCGGAUUCAAGGGGUUGCAAAUCAGUCUGUCCAACUAUGCCGGUGAAGCACGCGCGUAUCUUGAAAAUCUCAUUCAAGCUGCUGGUGCUGAGUGCACAAAAACCUUGCGACAAGAAAAUACACAUCUAAUUACAGCGCACGGCGGCAGUGAUAAGUGUACAGCAGCUAAGGAAUGGGGCGUACAAAUCGUCAAUCAUCUUUGGCUUGAAGAAAGUUACACCAAAUGGAAAAUGCUCCCAGUUUCGGAUCCCCGGUAUACUCAUUUCCCUCGACGAACGAAUCUAGGAGAAGUGGUCGGCCAGACAAGGCUUGAUAGAAACGUGCUCGAACAGAUAUUUUUCCCUGCAGAAGCUAGCACUGAUGAAUCGCGAGUUAUGCGACAAAAAGAUCAGAACAUCGCAGCCAACCUCGAAAGCAAUGGCAUGAGCCCACCCAAGAAACAGUCCAAGUCCGCUGCGCAAUCACCUUCUGUAUCAACACCCAAGGCUGUUACACCCCAUACUAACAAAUCGGCCCGCAAGACCCCACUAUUAGCAGAUGCGAAAACUCCUUUAGGUAGUCGUUUCUUGGCCGAUGGGAAAGAAAAUGCUACACCGUCGACAACUAGUAGUCGCAAAUCCAAGGAAGCAGCUGUGGCCCGCAUUCACAGUGCUGCUCCAGACAUUGCUCUGUACGAGAAGGAGAAAAAACGAGUCGGUGGAGUGAUAUACGGGGGACGUCGCAAGAAUGAUGCCGAUCUCGUAUCUAUAAAUAACAAGAAAAGGCGAUCAGCCGAGCCCGAGGAAGAUGCCGAUGCUGAGGACGACAAAACCGAUGCCAAGCGCCAGAAAGCAUCGAAACCCUCAGUAUCCAUUCGUCUCUCCAUUACCAGUUAUCAGAAAUGGGUGGGGAAUAUGAAGAAGGAAGAUUCAGAUAAACGAAAAUUGCGUGACCUAGGUAUUGCUGUUGUUCAAGAUGCAAAAAAGUGUACUCAUCUUGCGGCGCCAUCUAUUCUACGGACACCGAAAUUUGUCAAUGCUUUGGCAUACGCUCCCGUUAUCGUUAACGUUGAAUACAUAACGCAAUGCCUUGAGAAAAACAAGUUGCUUGACCCAACCGAUUACAUUCUGGUAGAUGAAUCAACCGAGAAGAAAGUUGGGUUCACUCUGGCGGCUGCACGUGAGAGAGCCAAAAAGAACCAGAAUAAGCUCCUUCGAGGUUAUAAAAUCUGUUGUUUGGAGAACAUUCGCGGCGGGUUUGAAGCCUUCAAGUCAAUCGUCGAGGUUAACGGAGGCGAAUGCACACUGUUCCGAGGACGUGUUUCGAUUAAGGAUUCCCGAAAUCGCGACUCGAGCUCCGAUAUUGAAGAUCAAAAUGAAGAUCCUUCAAAGGAGGGUGAUGUUUUCCUUCUCAGUGGUGAUGAGUCUGAGCAUGUCAAGCUCUGGCCUCGGUUCCGGCAAAUGGUAUUUGAGGUCGGCAAGACACCGCGCAUUGUCAACGUCAACUGGCUGAUUGACAUUGCCAUGUCUCAAGAAAUUCGCUGGAAGGACGAGUAUGAGUACACGGACGAAGAUGGCGCGAAUUGAUGAGUUAUAAUGGACGAAGCUGUGUACAUAAGUAAUGUACGUGAAGCUUCUACGGUUUGCAGUGGCCAUGUUUGCAUGUACACGGAUACGAUUUAGGCGUCGUUUGAAUAUACCACUUUUCAGGCAUCACGAUAGCAAUAUGAGAUGUUGUUUUAAAAGAAUUUAACACCUUUUUCGUCAUCGCCGCCAAAUAUCUGAGCUUUGC
Molecule: messenger RNA, 2924 nt
Organism: Talaromyces proteolyticus
Lineage: Eukaryota; Fungi; Ascomycota; Eurotiomycetes; Eurotiales; Trichocomaceae
Product: putative DNA repair protein Rtt107
Exons: 4
Coding region: 152-2719 (855 amino acids)
Biological process (GO): DNA double-strand break attachment to nuclear envelope; double-strand break repair
Cellular component (GO): nucleus; Cul8-RING ubiquitin ligase complex
Source: RefSeq, a predicted model, not a curated record